Molecule: messenger RNA, 713 nt
Organism: Vigna umbellata (rice bean)
Lineage: Eukaryota; Viridiplantae; Streptophyta; Magnoliopsida; Fabales; Fabaceae
Source: RefSeq, a predicted model, not a curated record
AAACUGCAAAGCCACCAAUUGUACUGUCACACGAUCUUUUCUUUCUCCUAUUUCUAGGGUUUAUACCUUUCAAUUUUCUCUCUUCUAACCUAACAACACAUUCAAUUCAUCUUUCUUCAUCUCUUCCUCAAUUUUCCAUCAAUCCUGGGAUCCUGGGCUACGCAUCUUCGUCUUCUCUCUAACAUCUCUGUUUCUUCCUCCGAUUCAGGCUCGCCAUUAUCGUAAACAUUCAUAUAUUAUUCAUGAUGGACCGUGGCAAGAGAUUCCAGAAACUUCAAUACGUCCCUAAAGGAACUAUAAAAGGAACUACAAGUCAUAGUCAGCAGCGGAAGGAUGAAGAUGUGGUUUCUAGAAAAGAUUGUAUCUCAUCCGUUUCAACAUCAUUUGUGCCCUCCUCUGGAGACGAUGCUGGCGUUGCAGGUGUGAAUGAAUCAGAAGCUCUGCCUUGUUAUGCAUCAGUCCCAACAUCUAUUGGUGUGCAGAGCCAAACGGUCAAGGGUUCUGUAAUUGCAAAAACUCAUCCAAAAUCCCCUGGUCCAAUGAAGCCGAAUAACUUCAAGUCUACACAUAGAAAUGAGAGUUUAACCAGCACAAUAUAUAAGCCCGUGACUAAUACAGAAAAAGAUAUCAAAAUUAUAAACAAGGCUCCUCAUGUGCAUUCUAAUUUUACAGCAGCUACCUCUCCAACUACAUAUCAGCAGCACGNUACGUAA